Molecule: messenger RNA, 1341 nt
Organism: Closterium sp. NIES-65
Lineage: Eukaryota; Viridiplantae; Streptophyta; Zygnematophyceae; Desmidiales; Closteriaceae
Source: the annotation of a GenBank genome assembly
AUGGCCCGAUCAGCUCCGCGGUUGCUUCCUCUGGGAAUUGCGCUCGUCCUUCUCGCAGCGCUCACGUCACGCACGUCCGCGCGAUCCGAAGCUAGUUUUAACCCUAGCACAGUCGUCACUCCCAAGGCUGGCUUUACCGUUCCCAGCUUCAAAUUCAACUUCAAGUUCGACUUUCAGAGAGUGUCGAACCCGCUCGUGUUCUUCGCGAAAUGCCAAAAGUCUUCGCUGGCGGGUUACUCCUCGUCGAAACAGCUCUCUAACGGGUAUGAUAUGCGAGUAGCGGUCGUCGACUCAUCGUCCUCCAUUCCCGCGCACAUACGGUUCUCCCCGCAGCCGCACUCUCCUGGCGCUGGAGUGGCAGGUAGAGGCCUCGUCGAGCGACCAGCUUCAUCUCGUCGCUUACCUUUCGUCACCUCUCCCCUUUCCGCUCCUCCCCUUGUCUCUCUCGUCUCCUCGCUUCUCCCGUUACGCCUUCCCCACCCGCUCGCUCUGCACUGGCAGGUAGAGAACCCGUCGAGCGGCCAGCCCGCUCACUGUUCACUGGCAGCGGUCACCUCGUCGAGCGGCCAGCCUGUGAAAGCCCCUCCACUUCCCUCUCGUCUCCCCCGACUUCCUCUUGCCCGUCCUCCCCGCAGGCUCACUGAUCACUGGCAGGCAGCAGUGACCUCGUCGAGCGAUCAGCUUGUGAACGACUCUUCUCUUCCCUUUCGUCUCUCCUCGCCUUCUGUCCCCCAUCUUCCCCUUCUCCAUCUUCCCCUUCUCCGUCCUCACAUGGCACUGGCAAGCAGAGACCCCGUCGAGCGAUCAGCUUGCAAAAGACUCUUCUCCCCUUUCGUCUCUCGGCACCUUCUGUCCCCCAUCUUCCCCUUCUCCGUCCUCCCCGCAGGCUCAUACGGCCCUGGCAGGCAGCGGCAGCGACCCCGUCGAGCGAUCAGCUUGCUUACUCUGCACUGGCAGGCAGCGACCCCGUCGAGCGAUCAGCUUCAGCUGGCUCUCGAGGCGAAGAAAGGCACUCCGGCUGCGGCGAGCUGGUUCGCCGUGGGGUGGUCGCGGAGCGGCAAGAUGGGCGGCAGCAAUGUGAUUGUAAUGGAGGAAGUCGGCUCCGCGCCGGGCCAAUACGAUCUCGAGAGUGAUCCCCUGUACACUGCGAAGGCCGUCGCUGCGUCGUGGUCGGCGAGCUCGUACAGUAUUACAGAAGAUGACAAGUCUGUUGUAAUGCAAUUCUCCCGUGGAAUAGGCGAAGACAGCAGUGUCCCUGUGAAGCGAUCGGGUUACAGUAACAUGAUUUGGGCGUAUGGCGCGGGGAUUUGGGAGGUGGAUGGAGGUCACGAUGCCAAGUGA